This is a messenger RNA of Dermacentor albipictus, 2116 nucleotides long. Its product is annotated as gonadotropin-releasing hormone receptor-like. NCBI's taxonomy places the organism in Eukaryota, Metazoa, Arthropoda, Arachnida, Ixodida, Ixodidae. Gene Ontology annotation, cellular component: plasma membrane. Gene Ontology annotation, biological process: cellular response to hormone stimulus; G protein-coupled receptor signaling pathway. The record is from RefSeq and is a predicted model, not a curated record. Gene Ontology annotation, molecular function: G protein-coupled receptor activity; peptide binding.
UAAGUAAAAACCCCCUUGUGCCCAGCUCAGAGGACACCAAUAGACACUCGGGACCAACUUCACGCAUGAACUGGUUUUGAAAGAGUCGUGUCUCUGACAGUGGGGCUGCACGCGGCAUGCCCGUUCUCUAGGAAUGACUGAAGCGGACGUUUUCAACGCCACGUUGGACGACCUUCCGUACGGCAGUGACCCCACAGGCAACCUUACGGCGCUUUUCGACAACGCCACCGGAAACCUUGCAUCGGAUGAAGUUUUGGGUCCACGUUACCACAAACGAGUCCGGAUCAGCAUUAUCGUCACCAUGAUAAUCCUCUCCGUAGUCGGCAACAGCGUCGUCUGCUGCAACCUACUUGUCAAGCAUCGUCACCGUCGCGUGUCCAAGGCCAGGGUGCUCUUUCUGAACCUCGCCAUCGCCGACCUCCUGGUAGCGUGCGUGACGAUGACCUCGCAGGUAGUGUGGGAGGUGAUGGGCCGUCUGUGGAUCGCUGGCGACGUCUUCUGUCGCUUCUUCAAGUUCCUGCAGACGUUCACGCUCGUCUCCUCCACGUACAUGCUGGUGGCCAUCGCCGUGGACAGGCACAUCGCCAUCGCAACUCCGCUGGCGCCCAGCCCCGACCCGUGGAAGUUGGCCGCAGUCACGUGGGUGGCUUCGUGCAUGCCAUCGCUGCCCAACGUCUAUGUGUUCCACAGCGUCGAAGUGGCACCGGGAAAGUGCUUCUGCGCGUCCAUCUUCUACGACCGCGGCACACCACUCUACCACCGCCAGAUCUACAUGGGGUUCGUGUUCUUCAUGGUGUUUGUGGCGCCGCUCGUACUCCUGAUUGCGUUCCACACUGGAAUACUCUGGACGCUUUGGAAGCACAGCGCGACAGGUCGGAAAGUGGGCCAGCAGACUACUUCGUCGCUUCCGCGGGCAAAGGUGAAAACGUUGAAGAUGACGGCCGUGGUAUUCGGUGCCUUCCUGGUGACCAACGUGCCGUACAUGGUGCAAGAGGCCAUUCUCGCUUUCGGCAACCCCGGCAUCCUGGACGGCAAUGUGGUGGCUCUGUUCGGCGUCAUAUCUGCGUCAAACAGCGCCAUCAAUCCGUACAUCUUCCUGUACUUUCAACGGCCGCGCAAGGACGCCGGCAACGGCGGUUUCUGCCGAAGAGUGUCCCGAAUGGUGCGCGAGUCGCUCACUUGCCGCCUGCUCAACAGGGCCCACACAGAUUCGCAGGUGUCCACUGACCCCGCUGACGCUUACUCGCCGGCGCGACUCCCCAAAGCGUGCAACACCGCAACGAACGGCGACGGAGCACUGACGCCCAAAGACAGGGAGAGCAAAAUGUGUUGAUCGAGCCUGUGUGCAAGAGCCUGUGUGCAAAAGCCUGUGUGCUGGGACCACGUGCGAAUUUUGCACUGUGUUGCUUCGCCGCAAACCUGGUCGCUACGUCGUCAAACGUGUAGCUGCGCUUUGGCGUAACGCCAGGACUUUGGCUCUGACCCGCCAGAAAUGUUCUAGCGAAAAUGGUGGCAUUCGUUUUGAUAUGUGAUGUGCUCAUGCAGUGUCGUUUUACAGACCGUGUCACAAUGGUUUGUGGCAUCACCACAACCUCUCUCGUCAUAACGCGAGAACGGCAGCCGUAGAGUGCGCUGUGCCGGCGGGCUACACCCUUCAGCUGCUGGAGCGUGUUCUCAAGAAAACAGCAGUAUUGGUACUUCAAGUUAACAGCAAGAGUAAAACUGACUACCUGCUGUGUUUGGCAUCAGUGUGUUGCUCAACUAUACCGAUCUGGAAAGAGUUGAACAUUGACUUCAUCACUGGCAGUUACGAACGUUGACUGAACAUGAUGGUGUUCCGAGCGUCCAGGGCUUCGAGCGAUCCCUAGCCUUGUUCUCAAUGUCAUUUAUGCUAAAACAAUAAUUGUACAUCUCGUUUUGUUUAGCUUUAGGGACACCAGAGAAGUUACCUAAGAAAUACUCGAGCAUUUCCUGUGCACAAUAAUUAGAGGUGAAAAAAUGUGUACUGCGCAACGAGAGAGUAUCACGUGUGCACUCUGUACAAGGUAAAUGUCCACAGUGCAACAUGAAAAGCUGUAUCAGUAAAUUGAAAAUAUGCGUACUUUUUUCAGCACAU